Molecule: messenger RNA, 1257 nt
Organism: Saccostrea cuccullata (small rock oyster)
Lineage: Eukaryota; Metazoa; Mollusca; Bivalvia; Ostreida; Ostreidae
Exons: 5
Coding region: 1-1233 (410 amino acids)
Source: RefSeq, a predicted model, not a curated record
AUGGCAUCACUGGGAGUAGAAAAACUUCAAAAGAGAAUUAAUAGAAAAAGGCAAACAUCAUCCUUUAACUGUGAUUCUUCGAGUUCAAGCGAUACAGCAGCGAACUAUGGUGCGAGAGCGAAAAAAUAUCAUCACUUUAAAUACCCUAACGUUAUUUCAAAGUGGACCACGAAAACGUUGGAAGACUACGGAAUAGCAUACGAUAACAAUCCAAUUAGUAUGGAAGAAUUCACUACCAAGAUCCAGUCAAGAGCACAGGGGGUGUGUGAUAAAAAAGUGCCAGAUUUUCUUUCUACCCUUAAAUUGUUAUGCAGGAGAGGCCUUAUUUUUUCUCUUGAGGUACCAGAAAAUGAGACAUUGAAGAGUUUUGAUGUGUUAUCUGAUUCGGCUACAAGGGUGCGUGAAAUUCUUAACGAUUUUGACGCGUUUGUCAAUGAUAUAUUAAUAAAAGAGGAGGAGUAUCUUGGUAAAGAAUGGCAAAACAAAGCGUUGUUCUUUGCAUGGUCCCACAAUGUGCGAAGUUUCAUCAACUACUACAAAAAAUUCCUGGAUAAAAUGAAUUCAAGCCUGUCCGAGAGUUGGUUAGCAAAACCAGUUAGAGAAGCUUACAUGAAAGAACUUUUCAUGGUCUUCUCGAAGAUAUUCUUUUUGGAACCAGAGUAUGUACCACAUUUUUGGACUUUGGGCUAUUGGUCAUUAUUUAUCAUGGUACUCCUAUGUUGGAAUUUGGGUUUUUGGUCAUUAUUUAUCAUGUUCACAUGUAUAAACAAACUUCAGCGCAGCGUUCUUCUGAUGCUUACAGAGGUAAAAAAGGUUGAGCAAUUGCCAGAAAAUGAGUCACCUGAGCUAAGAAAAGCAAAUGCAACAGGUGAAAGUUCAUCAGAUUCUGAUCAGAUUUCUGGAAAAUUCAUACUCAACAUACUAAGCAGCAAUGUUUUAGGACAGCAUGGCGGAGAGUUGCUUUCAGAGCUGCGAUCGUCUGCUUUUGCCCCAGCAAUGGUUGUUGGGUGUAUUUGUAAGGGCACAGAGAUCAUCUUUACGUUUAUGGAAAUGAUGCAAAAUCAUUUGAACAAAAUAGUUUACGAUGGAAAAUGUGAGGGUGAAUCCAGUAUAAUUCGGUAUACAAACCCUCUGAAUUACUUACUGGUAGAAGAACGUAACAAAUGCCUAGAUCUCCUGCUCCUGCUUGGUUUUAUACAGACGUGUUGGUAUGAAGCUCUAUACCCAAAAUAAAAUUAAAAAAAAACGGCUUCAUCU